Molecule: messenger RNA, 875 nt
Organism: Alternaria rosae
Lineage: Eukaryota; Fungi; Ascomycota; Dothideomycetes; Pleosporales; Pleosporaceae
Exons: 1
Coding region: 102-692 (196 amino acids)
Source: RefSeq, a predicted model, not a curated record
UGACUUAUACACGCGAAACCAUACUUUUCUCGCGCAGAGAUGUAUCUGCACAACGAUCCCAAGUCCUCGCGGGCCUUAGAGCAGGUAUCAUAGUGGCAAUCAUGUCUCGUUCCACUUACUCCGCGUUCCAGAGACAUCUCCUCUUCUUCUCGACGCCCACAUCCCCACCCAGGCUUACCUUUGGAUCAGCCCUCCGCGCAGGCGUAUCAAUCGGCCUCGACUUUCCGGUCGCAGUCCUGCUGAGCCUAUCUCUUCGGCUCAUGUACGCGCCUUUUCCUUUUCUCUGGUCUCCCAUCAUCGUCGAUAAGAUUCCAGCGUCAGCGCAUCGCACUCAAUUGAGCUCCGUCAAUCUACCAAAGGGAAAAGCCGACUAUACCUGCACCGAGCUUCUGUCUCUUCUCAACAACAGCCCCGAGGAGAACAAAGGCAAGGGCUGGCUGAAGCACAAGAUCGAUCAGGGACAUGUGGUCGGAUUUUGUACUAUGGCAGCUAGUGCGCGGACGCACACUGUUAGGAGGGAUGAUGUCGAGCGAUUUCAGCAGGGAGAGUGGGAGGAGCCUGUCGUUAAGAGGAGACGGGGGAGAGACGAUGUGCUGCCUCUCUGGAGAGGUGGGCCGAUCUGGGUUGGAGGGCACAGCUGGGCCGUCUGGAAACUUCUGGGAGUUCGGGUUUAUGAGGUUAAGGGACGGUAGAUAUCCGCAUAAUCCUGCGUGAACAUCGUACGGCGAAACUUGCGCAUUUGUGCCUGCGGAUGAAUGUUUUUAGCGGUCUUCGCACAAUUUCCAAACGGCCGCCUUCCGCAGUCCUGUUACACAUGCUUAUUAUGUGGCUUACCUAGCAUCACAAGCGCUCAUAAAUCCGCUGCCGAAUCUAGA